Microthlaspi erraticum is the source of this 1008-nucleotide messenger RNA. Lineage: Eukaryota; Viridiplantae; Streptophyta; Magnoliopsida; Brassicales; Brassicaceae. The record is from the annotation of a GenBank genome assembly.
AUGCAAAGAGUAGCGCAGAGAGUUGAGCUUAAACCAAGCAACAUCACAUCUGUUCAUGCAUGGAACGCUUGGGUCAAGAGUAGGACUAGCAAAGCUUUUCAGGAGAAAAGCGACUGGUACAGGGGAUUGAGGAGGGCUCAGAUACCACACACCACUAGUCGCAAAGGAAUGCAUCGCCUAGCUCAUGAAAUGAAAUCUAAUACUGACGAUCCAAAAAAGAUCAAUAGGAGUAAGGUUUGGAUUGCAGGACAUACUCAUUCCGAUGGUAGGCCUGUGAGGCCUGAGUUUGCUGACACAUUUGAACAAAUACAAACUCUUGAUAGUCAAAUGGACUCUACAUCAGGUGAUAAUAUAAGAGAAGAUGCCAUGAGUAAGAUUUUAGGUAAAGACAAACCUGGACGUGUCAGAGACUUGUACAAAUUGUUCCAUGACUUAGCUGGAAAUAAGGGAAACCCUGGGGAUAUGGCUUCUCAAAACGAAGUUGGUGAUGUCAACAGAGGAGUAAAAUGUCAGAUAUUGGCUUGGUAUGCGAAUGAAGAUGUUGUUGUCACAGAGGGAGAAUUUUGUUCUGCUGAUAAAGAUUACAAGAUUGGUAAAAUUUCUAUUGGUCGUAACGCUGCUGCAGUAAUUAUCAAGACGGUUUUGGACAUAGAAGCAGCCGAUGAAGCAUCUGCACGAGAACAAGUAUCUCCACGGGAAGCAGUAAUGAGAAGAUCCUCUGAAAGUACAAGUUACAGCACGUCGACAACCAAAAGUCCAAAGCAGAAGUGCAUAUUACUAGAUUUCAAUAACUCUGGAUGCACAAUAGCUGAAGGCAAAGUGUGUUCUACCAAUCCAACAGAUCUUGUCCAUCACGUUCCAUUAGGUGAAAAUGUCAGCAAGGUCUGGGUAGAGGUUGUCAAGAUUGGUGAAGCAGCUGUGUGGAGACCAAAUUCAGAGGUUGUCUACAUAUCUGAUGCAUUAGGCACUACGGUUGCUUGGCCAAACGACAAGCUAUUGUUCCUCUAA